Messenger RNA from Phragmites australis (common reed), 2173 nucleotides. RefSeq names its product cytokinin dehydrogenase 8-like. Lineage: Eukaryota; Viridiplantae; Streptophyta; Magnoliopsida; Poales; Poaceae. The record is from RefSeq and is a predicted model, not a curated record. Gene Ontology annotation, biological process: cytokinin metabolic process. Gene Ontology annotation, molecular function: FAD binding; cytokinin dehydrogenase activity. Bases 364 to 1926 code for a protein of 520 amino acids. The transcript has 5 exons.
GGCGCGGGCCCGCGUGGAUCCUUGUACCCCUACCCGGGUUUCCAUUAGAUUAUAGGGGCCUGGCCGCGGCAGCGACGACGCCGGCUAUAUAUAAGCGCGAAACCCCUCAGUGAGGUCCUUGCCUGCGCCCUCUCGCCUUUCUUAUCUCCUGCCUCUCGCUUCUUCUCCCUUCCCGUUCCAUCCAUCCACAGUUUUUGUGGGAGCCAAGGAUCGAUCCUGACGGGGACGUGCCGAGGCGUCAAUCACCGAGAAGGACAGGACGACACCUUCUUGGGUCUCGGCCCCGAGCACCGGCAAAUGCACAUGCCCCUGUGAGCUCUCCAAGCUAGCUAGGUAGCAGGAAGGUAGAGCAAGAAGCUAGCUAUGGAGCUCAAGGUGUUGCAGCUGUACGCCGCCGUCGUGGUCCUGCUGCUCUGCUCCUCGGUGAACUUCAUUCAGAGCCCCACCGACGUGUUCGGUCCGGUGGCGCUCGUGGAGCCGACGCCGUCGGCCGCGCGCGACUUCGGCGCGGUGGUCUCCGACGCGCCGUUCGCGGUCCUGCGGCCCGGAUCCCCCGCCGACAUCGCUCGUCUCCUGAGCGCGCUGUCCUCGGCGCCGGGCCGUCCAAGGGCGGCCGUGGCGGCGCGCGGCGCGGGGCACUCCCUCCACGGCCAGGCGCAGGUGCGCGGCGGCAUUGUGGUGGAGAUGCGCGCUCUGCCGCGGGCCGUGGAGGUGGUGCGGCGCGGGGAAGGAGGCGGCGCAUACGCGGACGUGGGCGCCGGAGCGCUGUGGGUUGAGGUGCUGGAGGAGUGCCUCAAGGCCGGCCUGGCGCCGCGGUCGUGGACGGACUACUUGUACCUCACCGUGGGCGGGACGCUGUCCAAUGGCGGCAUCAGCGGCCAGGCGUUCAAGCACGGCCCGCAGAUCAGUAACGUCCUGGAGCUCGAGGUCGUCACAGGCACAGGGGAGGAGGUGACAUGCUCACCCACCAAGAGCCCGGAGCUUUUCUUCGCCGUUCUUGGCGGGCUUGGCCAGUUCGGUAUCAUAACCAGGGCAAGGAUUCCUUUGCAAGUUGCCCCUCCCAAGGUGAGAUGGGUGAGAGCCUUCUACGACAGCUUCCAGACGUUCACCAAGGACCAAGAGCUCCUGGUCUCAAUGCCGGAGCUCGUGGACUAUGUAGAGGGUUUCAUGGUUCUGGACGAGCAGUCCCUACACAGCUCCUCCAUUGCCUUCCCUGGCCAGGUCUACUUCAGCCCGGACUUCGGCUCCGACGGCAAGAAGGUCUACUACUGCAUCGAGUUCGCAGUGCAUGACUUCCAGCAGGAAUACUCCACUGCUGCCGACCAUGUUGUGGAGCUGGUCUCAGGGGAGCUGAGCUAUCUGAGGCCCCACAUCUACAGCGUUGGGGUGUCCUACUUCGAUUUCCUGAACAGGGUGAGGAUGGAGGAGGAGAGUCUCAGGAGCCGGGGGCUCUGGGACGUGCCUCACCCCUGGCUCAACGUGUUCGUGCCGAAGCAUGGCGUCACGCGGUUCAAGGACCUGCUCAUGGACACCAUCACGCCAGGGGUGUUCGAGGGCCCGAUCCUUGUCUACCCCCUCCUCACUGACAGGUGGGACCGGAACACGUCGGCGGUCGUGCCGUCGGCGCCGGACGGGGUGAUGUACAUCUUCAGCGUGCUCCGGUCGACGGACCCGGCGCGGUGCGGCCGCGCGUGCGUCGAGGGGAUCCUGGAGCAGCACCGCCGGGUGGCCGACGAGGCCUGCCGCGGCGGGGGCAUCGGCGCCAAGCAGUACCUCGCGCGGCAGCCGUCGCAGGCGCACUGGCGCGACCACUUCGGCUCGAGCUGGGGCCGGUUCGUGGCCCGCAAGGCCCGCUUCGACCCGAUGCACGUGCUUGGGCCGGGCCAGGGGAUUUUCACGACGACAGAUUCGGCGAGCUCCAUGUGAUGGCUGAGGGGUCAUGUGCUUCUGCAGCUCUGCUCGCCGUAGUGAACUGAAGACGUAGGAUAGCUAAUUGUUGAUCGUAGUCCAAACAAUAUUACUCAGGCUGCUAAGUACUUUGGCACAGGCUUAAGGGAGAGUGUUCGUUCAAUCAUUCCUUUUUUUUGGUACGCUUUGUACUGUGUUUAGCUGACUAGUGGGCACGCAAAAGCAGUUUGUUUGGGGAGAGAAAAAGAACGAGAAUUCUUUGUCU